UUCCUUGUAUAAAUUAUUACAUUACAUUACUCAAAUUCUGUUUUUGUUAUUUUUUUGUUUUUUCCUUUUCUUCUUUCUCUCUUCUUUUUUUUCUCAACUUAAUUAUUCAUUUCAAGUCCUACUUCUGACGUUUUACUAACACGAUCAUGAGUAAACUUUUAUUUGUACGCAACAUUCGUGGCCUAGAUGAACCAUCACUUCGGCAGAUAAUUAAUAGCAAAAAUUUGCCGUGUGGCACCAUUAUGUUCAAGUCCGGUGGAGCAUGUGCCACAGUGGAUUUUAUGGAUCCACCCACAGCCGAGUAUGCAUUGUCAGUAUUGAAUGGUAUGCCACUUAGAGAUAGUACACUUGUAGCAGAACCGUAUAAUGGGCUGCAUAGUCAAAUGAUAAAAAAAGCAAGUAAUACUGCCAAUACUCCGUACACCGUAAACACACACAUGAUAAUGACCCCCAACGACAUGGACCAAAGUCAACAGGCCAACCAAGGAAAUACGCAAGAUUACAACGGUUACGCUUACAACCAAAGCGCUCAGUUUCAACAGAGACAGGCUGUCCAAAGUGCUAACAAGAUAGUGAUCAGCAACGUGCCCAGCAGCGUUCGAGGUGAACAGUUGGAACAGAUAUUAUUGCAGUUCGGCCAAGUAAAAGACAUUGAAAAACUCAGUCAGCGCGAUGGGCCCACACAAGUCAUACAAAUUACAUUCGAGUCUGCCGAACAAGCUCUUAAUGCAUUAGCUAAUUUGCCAGGUUUUGAACUCGAAGGCUGCCAAGUUAAAGUCGAACCAGCCAUGGAAAGACGAGGUCGUGGUACAAUGAGACCACGCCAUGUCCCAUUUGGUGCACCAGGAAGUAGUCCGGGUAUUGGCAAUAGACAAACUGAGUUUCCAUUGCGUAUAUUGGUGCACAGUGAUAUGGUUGGUGCGAUAAUUGGCAGAGGAGGUUCUACUAUUCGACAAAUUACUCAACAAACUAGAGCUAGAGUCGAUGUGCAUAGAAAAGAUAAUGUUGGUUCUUUGGAAAAAGCGAUUACAAUUUAUGGAAAUCCAGAAAACUGUACGAAUGCAUGUCGAAAAAUUUUGGAAGUUAUGCAACAGGAAGCUAAUAAUACUAAUAAAGGAGACGUUAUUCUCAAAAUCUUAGCUCACAAUAAUCUGAUUGGCAGAAUAAUCGGAAAAGAGGGUAACACGAUCAAAAGAAUUAUGUCCGAGACUGAAACAAAAAUUACUGUAUCCAGCAUAAACGAUAUUAACAGUUUCAACUAUGAAAGAAUAAUAACUGUCAAAGGCUCAAUAGAAAAUAUGUCCAAAGCUGAAGCCCAAAUUAGUGCUAAGUUAAGACAAAGCUUUGAAAAUGAUCUGCAAUCUAUGGCUCCACAAACAGUCAUGUUCCCUGGACUUCAUCCAAUGGCCAUGAUGUCAGCAACAGGUAUAACUUAUCCAGGCCGCGGUGGUCCAGCCAGUUAUCAACCAUUUGCUCCCGCACCAUAUCCUCCAAUAUACCCAUCUACCAUUCCGCCAAUCAACCCGGCUCUCGCUGCAGAUGCCCAGGUACAGUACAUCAAAAAUAUAAUUAUAAUUGAAGGUAAUGCUAUCCUGAUUGCAAUAUAUAUAUAUUAUAUAUAUUGUUUUCAUUUUCAGGAAACCGCUUUCUUGUUCAUUCCCAACAGUGCUGUUGGUGCUAUAAUAGGUACUAAGGGUUCGAACAUCAGAAGUAUGAUAAGAUUCAGUGGAGCGUCUGUUAAAGUAGCGUCUACGGAAAAUGAAAAACCUGGAACUCCAGUUGACGCAAAUGGUGCGCAACAAUCUAGUAGAAAAGUGACAAUUGUCGGUACAGCAGAAGCUCAGUGGAAAGCUCAAGGCAUGAUUUUCGACAAGCUGCGAGAUGAAGGUUUUGUUCCGGGAACUGAAGAAGUACGAUUAACUGUAGAAAUAUUGGUGCCAAGCAGUCAAGUAGGUCGUAUUAUUGGUCGAGGCGGAUCAAAUGUUCGAGAAUUGCAAAGAGUCACCGGGUCUAUUAUCAAAUUGCCUACCCAAGGAUCAACAGAUGGCACUGAAGAUACAACGACUGUGCACAUUAUUGGCCACUUUUUGGCGACACAGUCGGCUCAAAGAAGAAUUCGAUCAAUGGUUGCGACCGGAGCUAAUCCAGCUCCGCGUCCGACACGUAACAGCAGACCUACAGAAACACCACAGCAGUGAGUUAAUGACAUUGUCCGUUAGUCCUCGGUGAAUAAAUCUCCUCCACCGACAUUAACGUUAUUAUAACCAAAUUUUAAUAUAGAAAAUAAUGGUCAAUCAUAAGAUGCAUUAUUGUUGUCGGUUUAUUAGCCAAUAGGAUCUAACGGCUGUCUUAACUCAAUUACUUUUAAUAGCUACUGUUGACUUAAUGGUCAAAGGAGGGGAUGUGACUGAUUGCGUGACCAAGAGUACAAACGGUUGUCAGCUAUGGCAAGGUACGAUUUUUGUCCCUUCCUAUAUGUAAUACAAUCGACUCUUUUUAUACAUGAUUAAAGUUAGGGAUUUUUUUUUUUUUUAAUGAAUAAAGAGGGAGACAAAACUUUGAAAAAAUACUUUUUUUUUUCUUAAAUUUAUUUUUGAUAAAUUGUUAAAAGUUAUUUAAUUUUUAAUUUAUUAUUUUUUUUGUUAUUUUUUUUUUAUAUUUAAAAAGUAUAUAUUAUAUAUAUAUUUAUAUAUUUAUAAAAAUUUUAUAAAAAAAAUUAAUAACUAUGUUAGGAUGUGGCCCUCUGUUCCCAGGGGGGGUUACAUAGAAAAAUGGAGAUACUAAAUUUAAAUUAUAAUAAGAACACCCCUCAAAAUUAAUAUCAAAUCAAACUAUCAUUCUUACUUAAUAUACAUCUCCCAAAAAAAUUAAUAUUUAAAUACAACGCAAUCAAUUAAACCAUUUUUUUUUUUUAAUACUCUUCUAGGUUUAAACAUUUAACCUUGCAUAUACAAUUAGCGAUAAUCCAUCCAUCCCCCACUUAAAUAUAAAACGAUGCCACAGUAGCAUUUUAAUAAAAUGGACUAGUAGGAGGUCUAGUUCAUCAAAUAUUUGUUAUUUUAUAUCUAAAAAAUAUAUAUAUAUAUAUAUAUUAUAUAUAUUACAUACAUACAUACAUACAUACAUACAAACAAACAAAAUGUAAUUGUUGACACUUAAAAGGUGGUCUUCAGCCUCUUGUUCUAGACACAGAAACACGUUUAUAUAAACACAUACAUAAAAAAUACUCGCUAACACAUUCUCAAUUUGUAAUGGGCAUUAUUUACAUUAAUUGUUUACAAUAUUGUAAUUCAACUUAACUGUCUGUGACUCUUAAUCAUUGUGAUCCACACCAAUAGGAUAAUAAGAAUGUUUUUAACUCAAAAACACUGCGCAAUAGUUUAUUAUUUUGUUAUAUUAGCAUUAUUAAUUUAAUUACAUAUUAGAACAAGAACGCUCUUAGACUAAGCAACAUCCCCAAUGCGUAAUAACCAAAGAUUCUUAAUACAGUGCACUGGUUAACUGGGGGAUAACUAAACAUACUUACAAUUUUUAUUUUUCCAAUAUUUGUUUACAAUCAUAAUAUCGUGUGAAACACUAAAUUAGAUUAUUACUAUUAACGCAAAUACAUGGGCAUUUAAUAUGUAAAAAAAUAAUACAAAAGAUACGUGGAUUCAGUGGUAAUAAUUUUGAUUCUACAUACUCAUUAUUGAUAAAUAUAAUAUAUACAUAUUAAUAUUAUUGGUAAUUAUUUUCUCAUUUAAAAAAAAGUUUGUAUAACCCUAGUAGUUGUGGCAAUCUAAACCUAUGAUACUAAGUAGUUAACGAUAAUACUAAUAACGUACAAUCGAUAUAAUACAAAUUGAGUUUAAUUAUUAAUAAAUUAUCACUAAAUCCACUAAUCCAAAUUCGUGAAAUUUAUUUUACAUGUUAAAAAAUUUAAUUGGAUUAUUCAAUAUUUAUGUGUAUUUUUACAAUUAUAUUAUUAUAACACCAUUUAUUAUUUGAAUUUUUUUUUGUUAAAAUGAAAUUAAAAAUAAAUUCAUAACAUUUAUUUUUCUUUAACAAUACAAUAUGAUAAAAUUAUAUAACUUAUAGUGCUCGUCUUUUUAGUUUUAUUUUUAUUAUUUAUUAUUAUUAUAUUUUUGAGUGCUUCAAUAUUUUUUAUUAUAGUUAAUAUCAUUUUUGGGCUUUUACUUUGAUGAAAAUAUGUAAUAAUAAUUACUAUUUUUUAUGACAAGAAUGCUUAUACAUAAUUUUUUUUUAAUUUUAUGUUUCAUUAAUAUGUAUAUCUAUUUAUUUUUAAAGCUUUUACUUGUUCCAUUUAGAGUUUUAACUAAAUCAUAUUAACCUGGGUGCCCAAAACGUAAUAAAUUAAUGUUUCAUAGUUGUCGUUAUUAUGGCAAACAAUUAUGUAAUGUUUUUGGCCGAUUAUUCUUUGUAAAAUGAAAGUAGCUUAGAACGUCAUUUAUGGAUCUAGUAUUGAAAUCCUUUCUUAUCCUUAAGUUAUUGAAAUAUCCGACCUUCAGUUGGUUUAUAUAUUGUAAUGAAAUAUGGUUGUGAUGUUUCUUUAAUUUUUAGUUUUCUUUUAACUUGACCAUAGAAAUUUUCAACAGUUUCUGAAAGUUGUGUUUAAAGAACUUAAAAUUCGUUCAAGUCAUGCAAAGAAAAUAAAAAGCAAAAAAAAAACAAAAAUCCAAAAAAAAGUUUAAUAACCAAUAUAUCAUAAUAUACCUAUUACCUAUUAAUAAUAUUUUAUAGACACCCGUAAGCCAUAAAUAAAAUUAACACAAAAUUUAGGAUUAUAUAAUAUUACAUAAUAUAGUAAAUUAUUGUAUGCUUUAUGAUUUAUUUCUUAAAAAAUUAAAACAAAACUUAAUUCAAAAUUUAUCAUAGAAUAGUUUGGUGAAAGGGUUAGUAAAAAUUUUUUUUUAACUACGAGUAAUAAUUUAUGAACUAUAAAUAUAUAAAUAUUUCCAUAACACCACUGGUAGGUAAGCCGACUGUAAGAAGUAAUAAAAAAAUUAAAUAAGUAUAUGAAAUAGUAAAAUGGAACACCGAGAAGAGCUCAAGUAAACGCAGGGGAAAAUAACCAUGACAGCCUCACCCGGACCCGAUAGGAGCAUAAUAAUAUUAUUUUGAUGGUUAUUAAUUUUUUUUAAUUUGGGGGAUGCCGUUAGGGUUUUUUUUUCUACAAUCUGUCCAUCAGCCGUCGAGUGCAGCAUUUUUCCAAUGUGUCGUUUGUAAUAGAAUAUUAUAUUUAAUAUCUGUGCAUGCAUGCAGUCAGGACUAAGAUAAUUAUUUACGUACAUUGCAUUUUGUAUUCAUUAUUAUUAUAUAAAUAUUUAUAUAUAUAUGUAUCGGAGAUAUAUUAUUAUGUAUUCA
Messenger RNA from Adelges cooleyi (spruce gall adelgid), 5364 nucleotides. RefSeq names its product insulin-like growth factor 2 mRNA-binding protein 2 (gene Imp). The coding region runs from base 147 to 2198 and encodes 683 amino acids. The transcript has 10 exons. Gene Ontology annotation, cellular component: nucleus; cytoplasm; cytosol. Gene Ontology annotation, biological process: nervous system development; regulation of gene expression. NCBI's taxonomy places the organism in Eukaryota, Metazoa, Arthropoda, Insecta, Hemiptera, Adelgidae. Gene Ontology annotation, molecular function: mRNA 3'-UTR binding. The record is from RefSeq and is a predicted model, not a curated record.